Choloepus didactylus (southern two-toed sloth) is the source of this 849-nucleotide messenger RNA. It is a transcript of the gene LRRC20, whose product is annotated as leucine rich repeat containing 20. Gene Ontology annotation, molecular function: protein binding. The record is from RefSeq and is a predicted model, not a curated record. The coding region runs from base 167 to 721 and encodes 184 amino acids. NCBI's taxonomy places the organism in Eukaryota, Metazoa, Chordata, Mammalia, Pilosa, Megalonychidae. The transcript is spliced from 5 exons.
CAGAGACCGCAGCCGCGCGCGCCCCUCCCUGCGGGGUCCCGGCUCGCGGUUGCUGCAUGGGGCGCCGCCGGCGGCCGAGGGAGCGUGACUGCGCUGCGCAGGGCGCUAGGAGGCAUUGUCGCCGUGAGGCUGGCCCCGGGGCUGGCGGCGGGACACCUGAAUCUGCAUGCUGAGGAAGAUGGGUGAGGCUGUGGCCAGAGUGGCGAGGAAGGUCAAUGAGACCGUGGAGAGCGGCUCAGACACCCUGGACCUGGCCGAGUGCAAGCUGGUUUCCUUCCCCAUCGGCAUCUACAAGGUCCUACGGAAUGUCUCCGACCAGAUCCACCUCAUCACGCUGGCCAACAAUGAGCUCAAGUCCCUCACCAGCAAGUUUAUGACAACGUUUAGUCAACUCCGAGCGCUCCGCCUGGAAGGGAACUUCCUGCACCGCCUCCCCAGCGAGGUCAGCACCCUGCAGCACCUCCAGGCCAUCGACCUCUCCCGGAACAAGUUCCAGGACUUCCCCGAGCAGCUGACCACCCUGCCGGCGCUGGAGACCAUCAACCUGGAGGAGAACGAGAUCGUGGAUGUGCCCGUGGAGAAGCUGGCCGCCAUGCCAGCCUUGCAGAGCAUCAACCUCCGCUUCAACCCGCUGAAUGCCGAGGUGCGGGUGAUUGCCCCGCCGCUCAUCAAGUUUGACAUGCUUAUGUCUCCAGAGGGUGCACAGCCCCCCCCACCUUAAGUCCCCCCUCCUCACACCCACCCAGCAAGGGACAGAGGCCACCUGGCCUGGCACCCUGAGGGGCGGGAGUCUCACGCCCGUAGGAAGGCAAAUUUGGCAGCCUGGGGGCGGGUGGGUGGAACCGUGUG